Messenger RNA from Salarias fasciatus (jewelled blenny), 3741 nucleotides. RefSeq names its product GRAM domain-containing protein 4-like. Bases 315 to 2075 code for a protein of 586 amino acids. NCBI's taxonomy places the organism in Eukaryota, Metazoa, Chordata, Actinopteri, Blenniiformes, Blenniidae. The transcript has 19 exons. Gene Ontology annotation, biological process: apoptotic process; negative regulation of toll-like receptor 9 signaling pathway. The record is from RefSeq and is a predicted model, not a curated record.
CGCACCCCGCCCACAUGGCGAUUAUCUCGUCAGGUGGAGAAACACGGUCCGGCUGAGCUCGGUUAAGCUCCGGUUUGGAUUAGCGGUGUGUGCAGAGGACAGGCUCGGGUCCGGUGGACCGGAACCAGCGGGGUUGAGUCCGGUUCGGAGCGGGUUCGACCCGCUUCAACCCCGUCAGAGGAGACAGAGGACGGGGAAAGUUUGCUUUGUCUUCGCUGUCCACGACGGUGAAGUGCCGUGUCUCACGCUGUGGCGCCUCUCCUCACAGGUCGGCCAUGUUGAGGUAGAGGCCGCUCUCGCUCCCUGCCGCCACCAUGCUGAGGCGCCUGGACCGGAUCCGCUUCCGGGGCUCCAGGCGGGACGACUUCCUGGACCUGAGCGAGUCGCCCAACACGUCGGACACCGAAUGCGGCGAGGAGGCGGUGAGCCGGGCCCGCCUGUCGGCGCGGGAGUCGGAGGAGGCCCGCGAGGCGGACGGGGAGCAGCCGGGCGACUCCCAGGCCGGACCCGCCUCGUUUUCCGCAGCGCUCCAGGACGACGCCAGGACGGACCUCAAUGAGGUCAAAGGUCAUCUGGAGAUCGCUCUGCUGGAAAAGCACUUCCUACAGGAGGAGCUGAGGAAGCUCCGGGAGGAAUCCAACCUGGACUCGCUGAAGCAGGAGCUGGAGAAGGAGCGCAGCCGACGAGCCGAGCUGGAGCAGAGGUUCAACGACGCUCUGAGGUCCCGACUGGAGGACUCCCCCGCCCAAACACCUAGAGCUCCGCCCCCUCCGCCGCCUGCAGGCAGCGGCACAGAGAAGCAGACGGAGACUCUGUCCGACAGCUGCCUCAAGUGGCUGUACGAGCGCUUCGGCGUCUACAUCGAAGACUUCCGCUUCCAGCCGGAGGAGACGACGGUGGAGACGGAGGAGCCGCUGAGCGCCAAGAGGUUAACAGAAAACAUGAGGAGGCUGAAACGAGGAUUCAGACCCGUGACCAACUUCAUGAGGAACCUGUCCGCCUUAUCCAGCUGGUACUCCGUCUACACGUCGGCCAUCGCCUUCAUCGUCUACAUGUACUCGGCGUGGCACGGCUGGGCCAUCCCCAUGUUCCUGUUCCUCGCCAUCCUCCGCCUCUCCCUCAAUUACCUCAUAGCCAGAGGCUGGAGGAUCCAGUGGAGCAUCGUCCCUGAAGUGUCGGAGCCGGUGGAGCCUCCUAAAGAAGACCUGACCGUGUCUGAGAAGUUCCAGCUGGUUCUGGACGUGGCUCAGAAGGCUCAGAACCUGUUUGGGAGGAUGGCCAACAUACUGGAGAAGAUAAAGAACCUGUUCAUGUGGGUGCAGCCCGAGCUGACCCAGAAGCUGUACGUGGGCCUGUGGGUGGCCUUCGUCUCCUCCUGCCUGCUCCCUUUCCAGCUGCUGGGCUUCAUCAUCGGUGUGUACGCCGGGAUCAAAUUCUUCAUCAUCGACUUCAUCUUCAAGAGCUGCCCGAAGCUGCGGCAGCGCUUCGACACGCCGUACAUCAUCUGGACCAACCUGCCCACCGACCUGCAGCUGAAGGAGCGCGGCAGCGCCACGCUGAGCCGGAGGGUGACGGCGGCGGGGGGGCGAGGCAGCGUCGCGGCCGCCGCUCCUCUGGGCGUCGGCCGGGACGAGGACGGAGGACGAUACUACAGCACCAAGAGAGGAGCCUUCCACGAGGUGUUCAGCCUGCCUGAGAGCGAGCACCCUCUGACAGUCUGUGAGAACGGCUGGCGCUGCUGCCUCAUCAACAGAGACCGGAGGACGCCCACGGACUACAUCCGGAACGGAGUCCUGUACGUCACCGAGAACUACCUGUGCUUCGAGAGCUCCAGCUCCAGGUCCGGGUCCUCCAAGAGGAACAAAGUCAUCAAGCUGCUGGACAUCACAGACAUCCAGAAGUACAAGGUGUUGUCGGUGCUUCCUGGAUCUGGGAUGGGCAUUUCCAUCGCCACUCCGUCCACCAUCAAGCCGAUGGUGUUUGGAGCCAUGAUGCACAGAGACGAGGCCUUCGACGCCAUCUUCAACCAGUACAUGGAGGUCAUCUCGAAGUCCGCCUCCAGCCCGGAGCUUUAGCCCCGCCCCCUUCCACCGGGAUCCCGCCUUAACCAGCCUCCUCACACAGCAGCUCUUCUCGUUAAAAGUAACCUUUUCAAGUUAGAAACUCUUACAAAACAUCGCUUUUCUGAAAGUAACACACUUUUUGAACUUCCAGGGAGAAUUUGAUCCCACUCACACUUUUUUUUUAUAAAAAUUGUGAAAUUUUAAGUCCUUUUCGUGACUUUUCAACAGAUUAUUUUCCUUAUAACUAGUUUAUUUUUCAUUUUGUUUUUUGUAAUGCAUACAUUAAAGUGAAUGACUGUCACACUGUAAAAGUAUUUCUUAUACAAUCACCUGGACUUGUUACUGAAUUGAAAGAACGGGUAAAAAUUGUAAGUAGAGGUGUCAAACAUAAGGCCCAUGGGCCACAAUCUGCCCUACAAAGGGUCCAGUCAGGCCCUGCAGAGUGAAAGCUCCAAAAAGUUCUACUGUCAUUCUUCCUGAACCAGAAGCAGCGGACAUUCCAGCUAGUUCUGAUCAUGCUAUCCAUGUAGCGUUAGCAUGCUAACAUAUGAUGAAGGGAACUGGCUAAAUCAGACUGAAGAGAGUUUUAACAGCAUCUUCCUUUCACUGGUUUCGUUAUUUUGAAUAUUCUAAACCAAACAAUUACACCUUUAUUUACUGUGCGGUGAAUCCAGCAUCGUUUGACCUGUAAUUUGACACCGGCCUCAUGUAUUUACCACUGCAUGGCGGGGAACACUUCUGUCCACAUUGUAACUUCUCCACUUGGCUAAAAGAAUAUUGUAAUUCUUCUUCUUGUUAAUGUUACUCUACAUGUUAAACUCCAAAUCUGCUAAGUUAGUCAGUUGUGCUGAUUAAAGGCUUUUAACUUAAAAUACCUGUUAAAUUGUUCCAUAUAGUCUGAAGAAGCAUAUUUAAUUCAUAAAUCAAUUUAUUUCCUCUCUGUUACACAGUCAUAUAAUGUGUAUUUUUUUCUUGGAGACCCAAAAGUAGCUUUUUAACACAGAUCAAACUGAACUGAACUCCUCACUAACAACCUGAAAUUUGACGUUUUUGAUUCUCAGUGUCAUUACAAUAAUCAAUAAACUUUGAUUGAAAAGCUGAAACAUGCUUUUGUUAACAGUUAAGCAACAGCAUUUGUAAACCAGCCGUAAAAAACUGACUUUCAGAGUGAAGGUUUUCAAUCGAACAGCAGAAACACAAUGAAGUGCAGUUAGUUUUCAUUUUCUUCUGUUUGCAGUUGGAAUUCCACCAUUUCUGUAAAACCAGCAUUAGCAUGAAUAUGGAUUAUUGUACGACGUGAAAUAACCAAAUUAUUUUUAUUCUUAAACAUUUUAGCAAAAUUCACUUAAAAACAGCUUGAACAAUCUGAAUAGGAUCAGUUCAAUCUGCUGUUUUCAGUUUUUCUUUGUGCUCGGGGAGGUUUGGUUGUAGUUUGCACCCUGAUGCCGGUCGUUCUGCCGCGAUGCCUCACAUGAACUGAAAGCUGUUCGGUCUCUUUGUGUUGUGGUCUCUCAGGUCUUAUUUCUGUUUGCCAUGUUGUGACUGUUUCUCAGUGGACUGGUGACUUUGAAAUUUGAGGGUUUUUAUAAAAUGUUGUCCUUGUAUAAGUUUUUGAAUGUUACUCCUGUUGUUAAAAUGUGAAGGUUUUUUGUAUUGAAUUAAAAGGUGUCCUGGUGAU